AUGAAAGUGGUGUGUGCUCGAAUGAUAGGUGAUAGUGCCCCACCAGAACCAGAUACAAGUCCAGACCCGAGUCCAGACCCCGUACCAGAUCUACACUUAAACCCGGGGCUGGACCAGGACUUGGAUCAAACUCUAGACCAGGACGUGGACCCUGUGGGGUCUCAGUGCUGCUGCUCAGGAUCCAGAGGGAAGCUGCUGCUGCACUGUUUCCUGCAGGGACUGAAGGCCGGACUCAGCGAAGGAACAGAUGCCCGUCACCAGGUGGCGAUGCAGCUGUUGCACUCUGAAUGGGAGUACGUCUCGACUCUGAACCAACUCUAUGAGAAAUACCGGACCCCCCCGGACCACCACAUCUCCCCACAGCCAUAUCAGACGUACGUGACGUAUGUGGAGCAGCUCCUCCAGAGGCAGCUGCUCUUCAGAAACACUCUUCAAGAGCGGCUCUCGGCUGAACACUGGAAAUCUUUGAUCGGAGACAUCCUGGUUCAACUUAUCGGACAAAACGACUCUUCGUUCUCAGACAUGUAUUUAGGUUACACCAUGACUCUGGCCUCGUUCCUCUCUCUGGAGUUCAGCCGCCUCAACCAGACGGAGCAGAGCCACAAACUGCAGAGCUGUGACCUGGAGCGAGAGGAGAUGAAACUUCUGUCUUUACUUUUGGCUCCAGUCUCAAGGAUCCAUGGAUAUUUGAGCCACAUACAGAGCUUGUUGCAGUGGACGGGUAAAGAUCACCCAGACUGCAGCCUCCUCCUGGGGUCAGAGCGAGCACUGAGGUCCCUCCUGAAUCAGUGUCACCAAAUCCUGGAGCGGGACGUCCAGUGGGAGCAGCCAGAAGGGGGCGCCAUCAGCGGCUGCAGUGACACAGCGGCCUCUGGUGGAGUCUCUGGGAACAGCAGAGAGGACAAGCCUGGAGCACAGAGAGACAAAACCACUCUCACAAACGGGAUCGCAUCCUGCCCCUCUCUGCGUGUGGAGUGUCUAUCUUGUAGCCCCAUUCGCCGAAAAUCAACUUUAUCCCAGAAACCUCCUCCCAACCCCCCCAGGAACUGCCCCCACUGCUCCUCCCUCCAUCUCCUUGCUCCCCGGGACCCCUCUCAGUGCUGGGGGGAAACAAGUGACUCCGGCCAGGGCACGUACACCCACAGUCACGCUACGGUGGGGCCCACGACAGAGCUGCGCGAGGGGGACACAGACGUGGAUGAGGACACUUUCGAUUAUUCCUCAGUGACGUCAUGCAGCCCGGAUGGGACCCUGCAGAGGGAAAGUGGAGAAGAAGAGGACAGCCAUGUGCCAGUGCUGCUCAAGCCGAGGGAGAGGACGGUGUGUUUGCGAUGGCAGAUUCCAAGACUGACUCCUCACCCGCCCCUCAGGAGGGUGGGGGCAGAGGAGGGGGAGCGGCGAGGGACAGAGGAGGGGGGUGGGGCUAAGAAGCUGGUGACGGUCAUGACGGGGUCCCCUCCUCUGCACCCGAAGAGUGCGUUCAGACCCAUAUGGGACGACCCCACGAAACAGUUGGACUCGGCUCCAGAGAGAGACAGCAGACAGGGCUUUGUCCCGAUCCAGGCUCCCAGGCCCAGCUUCCACCUGUUCAACACUCACAGAGAAAACCUCAGACAGAGCCUCCUGCAGCAGAGAGGAGCGCCCCCCGGAGGACACCAGAGUAACAUGACCACAGGAGCUUCACUGUGGGACGACAGUGACAGUGAGGGCCCCUGCAGCACUGUUUAA
Molecule: messenger RNA, 1728 nt
Organism: Periophthalmus magnuspinnatus
Lineage: Eukaryota; Metazoa; Chordata; Actinopteri; Gobiiformes; Gobiidae
Exons: 12
Coding region: 1-1728 (575 amino acids)
Molecular function (GO): guanyl-nucleotide exchange factor activity
Source: RefSeq, a predicted model, not a curated record